Molecule: messenger RNA, 2153 nt
Organism: Toxotes jaculatrix (banded archerfish)
Lineage: Eukaryota; Metazoa; Chordata; Actinopteri; Toxotidae
Gene: sco1
Product: protein SCO1 homolog, mitochondrial
Exons: 7
Coding region: 132-1025 (297 amino acids)
Biological process (GO): intracellular copper ion homeostasis; mitochondrial respiratory chain complex IV assembly
Cellular component (GO): mitochondrial inner membrane
Molecular function (GO): copper ion binding; copper chaperone activity
Source: RefSeq, a predicted model, not a curated record
UUGGCCUAUGCUGAAUAUGAAGAACUGACUUGAGAACAGCAGUCUGUGUGCCGUCUUCCCUCUCACUUUUCACGUUUUGUAAACCAGUAACCGCUUCCUCGUCUCAGCAGCGGCUCUGCCAAGGUCCAAACAUGGCCCAGAGCGUUUUAUAUCACAGGCUGUUUCACAGUAACGCCAAAGUCUUACAAAAAUGUACCGUCAGAUUCACACACACUGUUUUACGGAGAGAAACUGGGCCGAAGAACGCACUGUCACCGCGGAGAGUUCACUGCUGCCUGGUGAAUGUGAGUCAGUGGUACACCUGCAGAGCAACACAAUGGCUGAAUCAGCACCACUCAAGAACAUUUUCCUCAACACCUCCGCCACCUUUAUCAGGGGGUGAGCCGAAGAAGUUUGGGCCUGUGACAUGGAAAUCUUUAGCAAUAACCUUUGCUAUUGGAGGAGCCCUGCUGGGAGGGAUGAAAUUUUUCAAAAAAGAGAAGGAAGAGAUGCUUGAGAAAGAGAGGAACAAAUCAAUAGGGAGACCAGCGCUGGGUGGUCCAUUCUCGCUCACGGAUCACAACAACAAGUCCGCCAAGAGUGAGGACUUCCUGGGCCAGUGGGUCCUCAUCUAUUUUGGGUUUACUCACUGCCCGGACAUCUGCCCGGAUGAACUGGAGAAAAUGAUCGAAGUAGUCGAUGAAAUAGAUAAAAUAAAAUCUCUCCCUAACCUGACGCCUCUGCUCAUCACCAUCGAUCCUGAGAGAGACACACCAGAGGCCAUGGCUGCAUAUGUGAAAGAGUUUUCCCCAAAGCUGAUUGGUCUGACGGGAACAACAGCUGAGAUUGAGCAGGUUUCCAGAGCCUACAGAGUGUAUUACAGUCAGGGACCAAAGGACGAAGACAACGACUACAUUGUUGAUCACACCAUCAUCAUGUACCUUGUGGGACCAGACGGACAGUUUAUGGAGUAUUUCGGACAGAACAAAAGGAGCGUGGAGAUCACCAACUCAAUAGCGGCGCAUAUGAGAAAGUACAAGAAGUGAGCAGCAGCCUGUUAAAGCCCACGGACAGACUGUCCUCAGGUCCUUUGGUUGACUUAAAUCAUUAUUAUAGUCGUUAUUUAUUUUGGAUACGCUAUUAUAUAAAGUUAAUGUGUCUGCAGUAACAUUCCUGUAAAUGGAUGAUGUGCAGAUGGAGACAGGUCUACAGCCUGGUGCUGUCAUUGUCCUCCGUUAUCAUCUACAAUACAUUUCACUUCUGCUGCUGCAUUCACGUCAUUUGGAAAAGACUGAAAGAUCCUGAGAGAACUGAACACAUGAGCUUCAGCUUCUCAGUGUCUCAGAUUUCUGAUGUAAAUGAGAAGGAAAAACAAAACCUGAAGACACAAAUGUAGGAGACACAAUAAACAUUUAAGUUUAUGAAAAAAAGCCAAAAUACAACACACUUUUUGGCUUUGUUUUGUUUGUACUUGACAGGCAGUGCAUGGGUUAAUAUAAGGUAAAAACUAAAAGUAGAAACUCCACAUGGAAAAUGUUGUGUCUGACAGAGGUUAGCCACAGAUUGAUAAUGCUGAGAGAUUCUGAUCACCUCCAGCGACAGUCUCAUUUAACAUCCCUCCCUUUGGACAAAUGUUUCAGUAUAUGAAUAUUUCAUAGACAAUAGGAGCUAAGUUUACAUUCAGAAAAACGUUUAUUCAGACCUGAACUUAGCACCAGCCAGUACUGAUUUAUUAAUAUCUUGUCUGACUGCACACCUGUCGUGUUCCUCCUUUAGAAAUCAGAUUAGAAAAGCAAACACAGCCAGACACCGCACUCAUUCCUGGAGGAGAGAGGCCUUUGAGCUCAGACUGCUGUCACAUGGGGAACUCAAAAUGGAACAAAUUGAUUUCUGGAUUGAUAAGUUAUUUUAAAAGCCCCUUCAGUGCCUCUCCUGAGCCUUAAUUCAUUUCACUCAUAACACAAAGAUCUUUGUAUUCCUGACUUUUUCUUUGCUGUGGUGAUUAAAACAAACAAUCAACUAAAAUCUUCUUUCUGACAUGUUUUAUAUUCAGGACCCCGUCACUUUUUGCACACUGAUUUAUUUUUAAAUGGAUAAAAUUGCUAUUUUUGAUAAACACUCAGCGACACACCAUUCAGCUUCUGCACCAUUUUAUAUUUACUUGUAAACCUGAA